AAUGUAAACUACAUCAGGAAUUUGGAUGUAAGUUAACGAGAAAAAACGAGAACUUUUGUGGGGACCAAUGUAAGUAAAGUGGGGCCAGAACCGAAGGCGAUAAGCAGCUUUUUCACCGCGAUGAUGUUCCCUGUGUUAUUACGUAACCAACCACUCAUGUCACGCCACGUUAUUUUAUUACUGAAUUUCUUUAUUUAUCUUACUGUUUUCUUUUGGUGUCAAACAAUAUUUUUCCACUUUCCCCCUUUAUUCAUAUGUUGUAAAAAUAUCAUAUAAUUUAAGUUCAAGCUUACCAAAAACUAUAAAUUGACUUAGAAAAAAAGAAUAUCCUACUAACUUCUGAAAUUUGGUUAAUCGACUUUUCUAGAUAGUUGAUUAAGUAUUUUUGAGUUUUAGUAAAGAAUGUAAAGUCUUAAAAGGGUUCGUACCGAGGUAUGUUCAUAAAAAACAUUGCUAUUCAUAACUAUUAUGAAAAACUAAAUCACUCCAACAAGCCAGCCACAUGUGCCAGCCAAACAGGAGUCUCAACACAAAGGAGAGAAAGGGGUUCAGGACGAGCACGAGCUGCCUAACUAAGAGGAGAAUAUACUCAAAACAACAUGCACAUUGUCUUACAGGUUCAGAAGAACAUGCGCAUAAAUUUCACCAAACGAAUCUAUCAACCUUCAUGAGCGACAAAUAUUAUAUUGUGUUAUAUAUGUGACGAUCAACGUCAACACAAAAAGUAGAGAUUGUUUAGUUCAAUCCAAGAGUGUAGUGUGAUACUUGAGCAACAUCACGGGAGAAGAAGCGGAUGGAUGUUAACACAAAAAGUGUGAUGAUCUCCCCAUCACUUGAACCAUGAAAAGUGUAUUGCGAUCGCGAUGAAUGUACCACCACCAAACGCUGAGCCUCGAGUAAUUAAUUUGUUCAUACAAUUAAAUGGAACUAGUUUAUUUGAAAAACGUCGCAUUCAAUAGUUGGUAGAGAUAGUUUUAAAAGAUCACAUUACUUCUCUAUUACACACACAUAGAAAGUGAAAACUUAUGCAACACUUCAGGUAGAUGAGAGGAAGACAGUGAUAGAUUUGUUAUGAUUAAAAGACCCCCAAAAUCUGAAUAGAAUCUUCUGUUAAUAAAGUGUGGGAAAAAAACACAUAAACUAAAAUUAAAAGGAUAUUUCCUUUUGCAUCAUUAGAGUUUUUGUCUCUGUUUACAUUUAUAUGCCUAUAAAUAUGUAUACAUACAAGUCUAGAGAAUCCGCCAUUAUCGGAAUACUCUCAAGUCUCUCAUGAUCUCAACAUAAACAAGACAAAACGCUUUUGUCUCUUUGUCUAAAAUCUACGACAAACCAAGAGAAGAAAAGAAAAAUCUCAUAUUUUUUUAAAAAAAAUUGCAUGUUCAGGAAGAAGAUUCAAGUAAGUUUGUUUCAGUACAUAGAACCAUCUAAAAUAUAAUAAUAAAAGGAUCAAAUGGAAAGUCUCACACACAUUCCUCCGGGUUAUCGAUUCCAUCCGACCGAUGAAGAACUCGUUGACUAUUAUCUAAAGAAGAAAGUUGCAUUUCCAGGAAUGCAAGUUGAUGUUAUCAAAGAUGUUGAUCUAUACAAAAUCGAGCCAUGGGACAUCCAAGAGUUAUGUGGAAGAGGGACAGGAGAAGAGAGGGAAUGGUAUUUCUUUAGCCACAAAGACAAGAAGUAUCCAACAGGGACACGAACCAAUAGAGCAACGGGCUCAGGAUUUUGGAAAGCAACGGGUCGAGACAAGGCUAUAUACUCGAAGCAAGAGCUAGUCGGGAUGCGGAAGACUCUUGUGUUUUACAAAGGUCGAGCUCCAAAUGGUCAGAAAUCCGACUGGAUAAUGCACGAGUAUCGCCUUGAGACCGAUGAAAAUGGACCACCUCAUGAAGAAGGAUGGGUGGUUUGUCGUGCUUUUAAGAAGAAACUAACCACAAUGAGUUACAACAAUCCAAGAACAAUGAUGGGAUCAUCAGGACAAGAAUCAAAUUGGUUCACACAUCAAAUGCAUGUAGCUAAUGGUAGUUACUACCAUCUUCCUGACUUAGAGAGUCCAAGAAUGUUCCAAGGCUCAUCAUCAUCACAUCAUAAUGAUAAUGACCCAUAUGGUGUUGUACUCAGCACAAUCAACGCAACACCAACUACACUAGUGCAAGGAGACGAUGAAGAAGAUCAUGGAAAUAUUAUUACUAAUGAUGAUGAUGAUGGUCACAUUAUUACUAAUGAUGAUGAUCAUGGUCAUUUUAUUACUAAUGAUAAUAUGAUUAUGAUGAAUACAAAUACUGAUCAUCAUCAUCAUCAUCAAUCAGGAUUACUGCUCAGUGAUGAUCAUAAUGACCAUAUGAUGGAUUGGCAAACUCUUGACAAGUUAGUUGCUUCUCAGCUAAUCAUGAGCCAAGAAGAGGAAGAAGUUAACAAAGAUCCAUCUGAUAAUUCUUCCAAUGAAACCUUCCAUCAUCAUCUCUCUGAAGAGCAAGCAACAAUAGCUUCAAUGAAUGCCUCUUCUUCUCCAUGUUCCUUCUACUCUUGGCCUCAAAAUACAAACACCUAAAGAUCCAUCCUCAAACGUGUGUGAAUCCGAAUGUCUCUCUCUAUAUAAUUAAUUAAGGCUCAUGCUUAUUAUAUAAUUACAUAUAACGAUUACUAAUUAUAAUUUUAUAUGAAAUUUGUUAAUUUAUCUUAUCACACCCGGUGUAACUUUCUUUAGUUUUGUGAAUUAUAUAAAACUAUUUCUAGA
Molecule: messenger RNA, 2731 nt
Organism: Brassica rapa (field mustard)
Lineage: Eukaryota; Viridiplantae; Streptophyta; Magnoliopsida; Brassicales; Brassicaceae
Product: NAC domain-containing protein 101
Biological process (GO): regulation of DNA-templated transcription
Molecular function (GO): DNA binding
Source: RefSeq, a predicted model, not a curated record